Hydra vulgaris (swiftwater hydra) is the source of this 639-nucleotide messenger RNA. Its product is annotated as MORN repeat-containing protein 5. NCBI's taxonomy places the organism in Eukaryota, Metazoa, Cnidaria, Hydrozoa, Anthoathecata, Hydridae. The record is from RefSeq and is a predicted model, not a curated record.
UUAAUUUUUUAGUUAAACUAAACAAUUUUAUAAACCAGAAUAAGGCACAAAUAAUGGAUCUUACAGGAAGCAGCUAUGAAGGGAAUUUUGAUGUUUAUGGCAGGAUGGAUACCAAAGGUAUUUAUCAGUUUCCUGAUUCAAUAGGAACUAAAUAUAUUGGUGAAUUCAAAGAUGGGAUGUUUCAUGGUGACGGCACUUUGCAUUUUCCUGGAGAUAGCAAAUUUGUUGGGACUUGGAAGAAUGGAAAAUGUAUCAAGGGAGAAUAUUUGUUCAAAGACAAUUUAGUCUACUCACCAGAAGACUGGGGAUAUUGUGAACCACAUGACAGAAGAUAUUACACAGAAAUCUGCGAUGGACUUAAGCCAGCUGGGUUAUCUCAGUUAACAAAUGAGAUUCCAAGCAAAACAAUACCUAAAGGUUGUUAUGACUGUGGGGAUGGUUUUUACAACCCAGAAAUUCGUGUGGUUAUAGAUUAUGAUAAUAAAUUUUUAAGGAAUGCUGAUGACGAUGAACACAAUUGGAUAGUGAAGCAUUGUCGGCGAGAAUGGGAUGAAAAUACUGGAUUUAAAGAUAAUUUGCGAGAACUUUAAAAUUUUUUUUAGUACUCAUUCUUUCGGCAAUUUCGUUAGUUCAACAAAA